Molecule: messenger RNA, 2929 nt
Organism: Sceloporus undulatus (fence lizard)
Lineage: Eukaryota; Metazoa; Chordata; Lepidosauria; Squamata; Phrynosomatidae
Gene: SNX7
Product: sorting nexin 7
Exons: 9
Coding region: 120-1487 (455 amino acids)
Molecular function (GO): phosphatidylinositol binding
Source: RefSeq, a predicted model, not a curated record
UGGCCACUCCUAGUCCUUUCCUUCCCCUUUCCUCUCCCUUCCUCCCUGGGUCGCCUUCUUUGGGCUCCUGAUUCAAGGCUGGGGCUGAGCCCCCUCUUUGCCCUGAGAGAGACCCAGGGAUGGAGCCCUCUGGCCCAGGCGCCCCUCCUUUGCCUCUCCCUUCUCCUCCUCCUCCUUCUCUGGGCGCCGACGUGGCUGGAGGCGAGGAGGACCCAGCUCCUGCCCCCCUCCCUCUGCCUUCUGCACCGGAGCUCCUGGGCUUCGACGAGGAGGACGAGGACCUGGAGGUCUUCAGCAAGGAUGCAUCCCUAACGGAAGUAAAUUCAUUCAGUCCUUUGAUGCCAACCUCUCCAUCUUCUAUGAUAAACCAAUAUAAAUUUGAAGAUGAACCAGAAUCAAAGGACCUUUUCAUUACAGUUGAUGAUCCAGAAAGCCACAUCACUACCAUUGAGACAUUCAUCACAUACAGGGUGGUGACAAAGACAACCCGAGGUGAAUUUGACUCCAGUGAGUACGAAGUUAGACGACGAUAUCAAGAUUUUCUUUGGUUAAAGGGAAGACUUGAAGAAGCACAUCCAACACUCAUUAUUCCUCCAUUGCCUGAAAAAUUCAUAAUGAAAGGAGUUGUGGAGCGAUUUAAUGACAAAUUCAUCGAGACGAGAAAGAAAGCUCUACAUAAAUUUUUAAACCGGAUUGCUGAUCAUCCCACUUUAACAUUUAAUGAGGACUUUAAAAUAUUUCUCACGGCACAAGCCUGGGAACUUUCAUCUCACAAGAAGCAGGGCCCUGGCUUGUUCAGCAGAAUGGGGCAAACUGUCAAAGCAGUGGCCUCCUCCAUGAGGGGAGGAGCUGUGAAAAACCGUCCAGAGGUAUUUACGGAAAUGAUUGAAUACGUGGACGUUUUUAGUCAGAAGAUCAGUCUCUUGGACAAAAUCUCCCACCGAGUUUACAAAGAAGAAAAAGACUAUUUGUAUGAAAUGAAAGAAUAUGGCCCAAUACACACGCUUUGGUCAGCCUCUGAAGAAGACCUGGUAGACAUACUGAAAGGGUUGGCUAGCUGCAUUGACCAGUGUUGCAAGGCUACAGAGAAACGGAUGGCUGCACUUUGUGAAAUCCUUUUUCCUGCUCUACAAGAAUAUUUGCUUUACAGUGAAAUAUUAAUGGGAGUCUUAAAAAGAAGAGACCAAAUCCAAGCUGACCUGGAUGCCAAAAUUGAUGCCUUAUAUAAUAAAAAGAGAGAAAAUGAUCUGCUGUCUGAAGAGAUUGGAAGACUUGAAGACAAAGUUGAGUGUGCCAGUAACGCUCUACAGGCUGACUGGGAUAGAUGGAAGCAGAGUAUGCGUCUUGAUAUGAAGAUGGCAUUUAGCAAUGUAGCAGAAAAUAAUAUUCACUAUUAUGAACAGUGCCUAGCUACCUGGGAGUCCUUCUUGACAUCUCAAGCAACAGCAGACGCUUGCUCGGAAGAACCACCUGAAGAUCAAACUUGACUUCCUCUUUUAAGGAUCCGUCAUUCUUUCUUGGUAUUGUCACUGGCCAAAGAAGUGAUCUGUAUAGGAGAUCAAAUUCAAAUAUUCAAUAUAACUGUUAAGGUACAUUGGCAUGUGGAAAACAAAUGUAUUAAAAUCUCAGGUGUUCUGCUGUAUUGGAUUGUAUUUGAAUCAUGGAAAGGAGGAAGACACCAAGUUUGGAUGUAACACAGAUAAGGAAAUCUUACUUUCCUCAGAGGUCUUCAGUGUUGGAGUAUAUCCAGCCCCUUUUUGAUGUGAACCAUCUGGUGGAAUAAAGCAAGAAGUGGAGGUUGGAGUGUUUUUAUUCUUCAGGGCUGGACUAAAUUUCCCCUGGUACUGGUGGGCACACUGCAGCCAAAGCUUGGUAGUAGAUCCAAAGUUUUUCUCAUUCACCCAUCCACUCCCAUUCUUUUUGCCUGUCUUAAUGUUGGAGUACUGAUAUUAGGAUCUAAAUGUUGCAGAAUUUUCUGCAGGAACUAGGCAAGGGCUUCUAAGAUGAUUCUAUGAAGGUGCCUCUCUCUCUGCACCCUCCGAGGAGAAAACCUGGUACCACAACUUUUGGUUUAGCAUGAUAAGGAUGAGCUUGAAGUUUACACACACUCACUCCAUCCCUAUUUCCAGCUUUUCUCUUCUCCAUGAAAAGUAUGUCAGUCGUCUUUGCAUAUUAAUUUAGCCUGAGUUCAAAAUUAUGUCCAGAUCCUAUGUUAUGGUUAAUAUUCAUUACUGUUUCUUAGAACAAGCCAUCUUCUUAAAUUAUAGCCUAAACUUGGCUUCUUUUAACAAACCGUAGUUGAAAUUAACCAGAGUUUGCCAUGGAUUCAGAUUGCAAGAAAAGAUAUUCUAACUAAAUAUAAUGAAGAACUUUCUGACAAUAAAAGCUAUUUUCCAAGGAAAUAAACUGACACAGGGGCACACUGUCCUGCAUUGGAGAUCUUUAAAUGGAGGUUCAGUGUCCAUCUCUCAGGUGUACUUCCAUUGUGUAUUGGUGCAAGAUGGGGUUGGAAAGACUGUCCCAUCUAGCUCUGUGAUUUUGUGACCCUAUGUUUGGACAACAUGGCAUGACAUUUAUCAGACAUAAACAGAAGCUUCUAAACCCCUUAUAGCCACACUAGAAAGGAAAGGCAGUGAGUGUGUGUGUGGCUGAUCUGUGUUUUUUCUUGUAAUUUUACACUACGGUACUAUUAUGUUCAGACUGGACAAUGAGUAGCAGAGAGAGAGAGAGAGACUCUUAUCAUUUUUAUGCAUAUAUUUGAUGUGUGUUUUUUAAAUACUCUGUAAUUUGAAUAUAAAAUAUUUUAAAUAUGUAAAAAUAUCUCCAUUUUAAUAAUAAAAAAUUUAACAGAAUUUUUCCACUUCAAGUUAUUUUUUUGUAGUCAAUGAUGCAGGCUAAUUUAAUUUUGAGAUUUAUAAAAACUUUAUAA